AAAGAUAAGAAAACUCUUCUUUUCUUUUUCGACCCUUUUCUCAACUUAGGAGCUGAGCCAAAAUUGAACUUGCCUAAUCCUCUGAGGAGCUAUGCGAGCAAAUAGCCAAGAUUAUAGGAAAUUGGCUGGUCAUGACAGACAGACAGGGAAAAGAAAAAGAAAAAAACCAUCCUUUGCUUGUAUGGAUGCCAAAAAAAUCUCUGUGAAAAAUGGCAAUCCUUCUCCUUCUCCUUUACCUUCUCCUCCGUGUCUUUCUUCAAUUCCACUCUCUUCAUCUACUCCCAUUUCUGCCCCCACCAUUACUUUGUCCUAUUGGCCAUCCUAACAUCAACCAUCCAUCACCACCGCCACCACUAUCAUCAUCAUGCCAUUCUCAAAAAUGGCAUGAAAGGUGAAUUCUUGAUUCUUUUCUACAACUUUUUUGUUCGUGUAAUUUUGUUUUUUGUUUGUUAAUGUUGUUACACUGGAGAAAUAGAUGCCCCACUUUACCCUAAAUUUUCAAUUUUUCUUUUGUGAAACUAACCUUUUGAAGUGAAAAAGCAUAUGCAUAAAGAUCCCGUUAAUUGUGGCUGUUAAUUUCUAUAUCUCCAAAAGUUAGCUUCUGGGUAUCUCUGUAUUUAACCCAUCAUUGCAUUCCUUGACUCUGUCUCUAUCAAAAAAUGAAGAUGAUGGGAGUUGUAUAAUAGGUUGAUGAGGAUGAAGUUUACUGGAGAUCAGAAAAGGGAAGUGAAGAGUUGGAAUGGUCUUACAGUUCCACUCACGUAAUUUCUCAGCUAACUCAAUGUUUUACUAAUGCUAUGAUCGGGCCACGAGCAUGGUUCGGAGGGAUCUUCAAUCGCUUAGGCAAUAAAAAUGAGAAAUUUCUUGACAACCCUUUGACUCCUUUUCAGGAACAAAGACUUAAAAAGCUUCAAGAGCGAUUGCAAGUUCCAUUUGAUGAGACUCGUCCUGAUCAUCAAGAAGCUCUUUUAUCAUUGUGGAAUUGUGCCUUUCCAGAUGUUACUCUGAAAGGCAUGAUCUCUAACCAAUGGAAGGAGAUGGGAUGGCAAGGUGCUAAUCCGUCAACUGACUUUAGGGGCUGUGGCUUCAUUUCUCUUGAAAACUUGCUGUUUUUUGCCAGGACUUAUCCGGUAUCUUUUCGUAGGUUAUUGUUCAAGCAGGGUGGCAAGCGAGCAACUUGGGAAUAUCCAUUUGCUGUUGCUGGCAUUAAUGUUUCAUUUAUGUUGAUCCAGAUGUUAGAUUUACAAUCAGAAAAACCAAAAAAUCUUCCAGGAAUCAAUUUUCUUAAAUUACUGGGAGAAGAUGAAUCUGCAUUUGAUGUAUUAUACUGUUUAGCUUUUGAACUGAUGGAUGCACAAUGGCUUGCCAUGCAUGCAUCUUAUAUGGAGUUUAACGAGGUCUUAAAAGUAACAAGGACACAAUUGGAGAGGGAGCUGUCUUUAGACGAUGUUCAUAGAAUAAAAGAUUUGCCAGCAUAUAAUCUGUUGUAUCAGUAG
Molecule: messenger RNA, 1496 nt
Organism: Jatropha curcas
Lineage: Eukaryota; Viridiplantae; Streptophyta; Magnoliopsida; Malpighiales; Euphorbiaceae
Product: ELMO/CED-12 family protein
Source: RefSeq, a predicted model, not a curated record